Messenger RNA from Podarcis muralis (Common wall lizard), 3587 nucleotides. RefSeq names its product elongator acetyltransferase complex subunit 4 (gene ELP4). Gene Ontology annotation, cellular component: cytoplasm; elongator holoenzyme complex; transcription elongation factor complex. Gene Ontology annotation, biological process: tRNA wobble uridine modification. NCBI's taxonomy places the organism in Eukaryota, Metazoa, Chordata, Lepidosauria, Squamata, Lacertidae. The record is from RefSeq and is a predicted model, not a curated record.
UCCACCCGCCCCGCCGCUCCUCCUCCGCGCCGGUCGCCUCUUCCCUGUCAACGGCGCAGAAGCUAAGAUGGCGGCCUUGGCGACCGGCGGGCCGGCCCAACAGCAGCCGAGUGCCAGGGCUACGACGAGUUUCCAAAGGAAAGGGCCGGAUGGAGGAGGAGGAGGCGGCCGCUUGGCCGUUCUGCCGGGCACCCGGCCCUCGGUCCGGCACGGGCAGCUGCUGCUUUCCAGCGGGGUCCCCUCUCUGGACUAUGUGCUAGGUGGAGGUUUGGCAGUUGGAACCCUUCUUCUUAUUGAGGAAGAUGUAUACGGUAUUUAUUCCAAUCUGUUGUUCAAGCAUUUCCUUUCAGAGGGAAUAGUCUGUGGACACCAUUUAUUUGUUGCUUCAGAUAAAGAGGACCCUGCUGAUAUUGUAAAGGAACUUCCCUCACCUUUGCUGAAUACCGCUGUAAAUGAAAUAGAAGAAGAAGCAACAGCUGUGAAGUCCAAACAAGAUUCUCAGGAAUCCAUGAGAAUAGCCUGGCGUUACCAGAACAUACCAAAACUGGAGGUGACCCAAGCAGCCUGUUCAAAAUUUGGACACUACUUUGAUUUAUCAAAAACAAUGGCUCCAGAAUUAAUCCAGAACAUAAAGUGGUAUGGCUUUCCCCUUCUUGAAGAAAAAGCUUUGUAUCCUGAUAUAAAAUCAUGUAAUAUGGCCUGUGGUUAUACCAGACUUCUUCAUUCUAUUCAGAAAGUCAUUCAUCAGCAAGGAUUUGAUGGCUCCACUCCCCAGAAGAAGCAAAGAAACAUUUUGAGGAUUGGAAUUCAGAGCAUUGGUUCAGUACUAUGGGGUGAUGACAUUUGUAGUACUGAAAAUCCACAAAAUAUUCAUAGUCUCACAAAAUUUAUGUAUGCUCUCCGUGGUCUCCUUAGAACAUCUUUGUCUGCCUGCAUUAUUACUAUUCCAGCUCAUCUGAUCCAGAAUAAAGCAAUUAUGGAACGUGUUACAAACUUGUCAGAUACGGUAGUUGGUCUUGAAUCAUUUAUUGGCUCUGAGAGAGAAACCAAUCCAUUAUACAAGGAUUACCAUGGUUUGAUUCACAUACGCCAGAUUCCUCGGCUUAAUAGCUUGAGCUGCGAUGUGUCAGACACGAAGGACCUUGCUUUUAGAUUGAAAAGGAAGCUAUUCAUUAUUGAGGUAUGAUGGUCAGACUUCAAAGGGCUUGAGGCAUCAGCAGGGCAAGGUUUGGAGGCCAGCUUAGGUCCGGUCGUUAAUCUCUCUGCUAAAACCACAGCAGCCAUCACACAAAACAAGCUUACACGACACAAUCAUGCGGUAUUAAAGUUUGGGUUGAGUCAUGCCAAUUUGCCUUUGAUUUUCUGAUGAUUGAGUAAAAGAUGGCUACAUGACUAGACACAUACUAAAAAUGUACUGAUUAGGUAAGUUCCUUAAAUAUUUGAAAUAUUUUUGAUUUUUCAGUAGAAUAAUAUGACAUGCUGUUUAACUUAAUGAAACUCUCUGACAGAAAAGGGCUUGAAAUACAAUUUGUAUUUAGUGUACCUUGAAUUAACAGAUCUUUUGCCACAUCUUAUGCUUUUAUUUUAUAUAACUUGUUCCUCAUCAUUUCAGAGACAUUUUUGUAAAAGUUAUUUUUUAAAACUCAGCAAUGUGUUUUUGCAUUAACUUCAAAAAGAACUUUAAGGGAACUAUUCUUUUCCUUGGACAUCUGUGCUAAGCCAUUCACAUAAAUGGAAUUUCUUCAUAAUUAUUUUCCACUUAAAUGCUGAGUAAAGUGCUGUUCAGCUGAUGUGAUUACAUAAGUGUUCCAUUCUUCUGCAUUCUGAUUUGUUGAAAUGUUGCAGUAAUGGUGACAUGUUUCCAUUCUGAGGAAAGCCUAGGGCUGCCUUGGUAUUAUUCCAAAUGAUUGAAAUUGCCAUCUUGCUGACUUUCCCUCAGGCUGCUUUAGGCCUGUUUACUUUUGUAUUUCAUUCUCAUGCUCCAUCUGAAUUUGGCUAGCAGGGCAUCACUACCUGGUUUGACAAAACAGUUGAAAAGAAUACUCAAGAUACUGAUUAAAUAUUGUAUUUCUGUCUUAUCAUAUACAAUUUGUUAUUUAAAAUUAAGAUAAAUGUAUAUAUGGCUGCAAUCCUAACCUCACUUUCCUGGGAGUCGAAACCAAAUAAAAAAAUUUCUUCCAGUAGCACCUUAGAGACCAACUAAGUUUGUUAUUGGUAUGAGCUUUCGUGUGCACGCACACUUCUUCAGAUUCCUGGGAGUAACCACUUUGAUUACUUACCAAAUUCAGUAGGACUUACUUGUGAGUUGACAUGGUUAAUUUGGGCUGUGUGGCUACUUAGAUUUGAUGGACUGUAACUUGUUGUUAGUUGUUUAAAACAGCAUGAAGGAAAGGCAAAAAUGAAUAAAAUUAAUUCAUUUUAAGACUUACAUGUUAUUUUGUACAAGCAUAUAAAACUAUUUUGUGUUUGCAUCUCAUUAUUUUAAUUAUCUUCAGUGGAAAUCACAAUUACAAUUAUUAUUUUUAAAAGGUAGUAUAGAAUUAUGCAAACAAAAAGACAAUUUAGAACAUGCACUGAGGACAUUAUAUAUAAAACAAUCUGCAUGAAUUUGUGUUGCAUUAUAUUUAGUCCAAGAAAGAAUACAUGCAGGAAGGGAUGGUCAAUAGGAGAGUACUCUUGACUCCUAUAACAGCUGCAUGCUCAGACAUUGAAGAAGGAGGCCACAUAAAAUAUAUGGAUGUCAUUUUUCAUCAUACCAAAAAAAAUCAAGUAUCAGUCAUGGUUUGUGGGAAUGGGUUUAGACACUAGGAGAUGGAAUAUUAUUAAGUUAUUAUCCUUCCUUUCUCACGUGAGAUCAGCAGAGUACCACCCUUUGCUUCCUUUAAAUUUGGAAGCUAAUACAAGUUUGAUUUAAUCUUCUAGAAACAACAAUCCAGGAUGCUUUAAGGCAGAAUAGUUUUUCCUGGUAUUACCCCUUUUCUCCCCCUUAAAGACAACAAUCACACAAACAUUUAUUUGUGAAGAAAUAAAAGUUGCAUUUACUUACAUAGCCUAAGUCUUGAAGCAGUCGUUUGCAGUAGCAAUUAUGAAAGCAGGUUUGUAACUAAUACCUAAAUUACAAAAGAACAAAAUGUAAGUUUAAAUGGUGUCUGAGCUACAGAGCUCAAACCUGCAUUUAUGAUCAGUUUGGAAGCACAGUGAAGAAAGGGAGGCUGCCAGGCAGAAAGGAAGUAUGUGGUGUUACAGCUUCCUGCCAAGGCAGCAAAGGAAUUGAUCUCAUAGAGUUCUCUCUAGCAAAUUCACAGGAAAGCUCUGUGAGCCUCAGCCCCUUUGUGUGCCUGGCUGGCAAAACAUAAUUGUUGCUUUGACUGCAAAAAUGACCCACACUUCUAUCAUCUACACCAUCUAUAUAAGUCUUGGCUAACUUGACCUUGCAUCAGUGGCCCAUAUAAUGGCUAGAAGGUUCCAUGAGCUUCUACAAGUGGUUCUGUGUUACUUGCUAUCUAUUGAGAUUUCAGUAGCAUGGUAAUAGAGUGAUUUAGGCCAUGGGUAGGCAAACUAAGGCCCAGGGGCUGGAUCUGGCCCAA